AUGGUGAAGGUUUCGGAUUUUAUUUUCUUAUUGAUUCUGGCGAAGCCCAUUUUGUCAGAAUCAUUAAAAGAAUUGAUUGAGUUUUAUCAAGGACAUUACUACAGUGCCUCAGUUUUGGGACUGGUUGAUCUUUUGAAGCUGGAGCAAGAAUUUAUGGAGAACUUUACGAUCUAUACUGAUGCAUUACAGGAGAAAGUGGACAAUCUUAACAACUACCUAGAUGCUUUAAAACGUCCUAAUCACACGACCCACAAUGAGAGGGAGAAGUUCGUCUCGGAUCCGCUAAAUGCUUUUGGGCUAAUUAGAAGACUAAAUCAGGACUGGCCAAAAUGGCAAAACUACGCACAGAAAUCUGUCGGACUUGUACAAAUAAACGCAAUGGAGAAGAUCCUGUCGAAAAAACCAAAGCUCUUCGACAUGAACGAAUCACUAAGAUCCAUGCAUCGCAUUGAGGUAACCUAUGAUCUUUCAGCAAAAGAUAUUGCAAGGGGAGUCCUUCAAAGCACACAAUUCAACUAUACUCUUUCCGUUGGAGACUGUUUGGCAUUGGCUAACCAUACACUUGAAAUCGGAAAUUUAAACAGUUCACUUCAAUGGUUUCAAGAGGCCGUAAAACAAUUCCCAGAUAAUUAUGAGGAUAUCAGCAGUUCAUUAAAAGAAGACCAGUUGAAAGAGUUUGCUACAGUUGUAGCCACCCGCAGAAUUCAAAUGAUGAAUCAAUCACUAGGUAAUGAAACCCUUCAUAAGUUGGUAAGAAACCAGUUGCAAAAUCUUACCAAAAAAGAUAUGGAAAACUUUAUAAGCUCAAAACUUGUACAAUGGCAUAGAGGAAGUGUCAGCAAGUUGGAAAACGCGAACACACAAACAACUGCCCACAAUAUUGGAUGUCGAGGACUCUUUCCCAAGCGAAAAAAUCUCGUCUGUCGAUACAACUCAACCACAAACGCCUUUCUCAAAUUGGCCCCCCUAAAAAUGGAGGAAAUAAGUCGAGACCCCUAUAUUGUAAUGUACCACAAAGUGUUAUCGGACAGAGAAAUCGAGGAAAUGAAAGGAGAAGUUAAGGAAUGGUCGAAUGGCUGGACUGGACUAGAAGAGCCCAUGGAAAUUGUGUCCCUUGUCUAUUGGACAACGGACGAAUCUAAAUUCAGGGAUCGGAUCAAUCAACGCAUUUCAGACAUGACAGGCUUCAAAUUGGAGGAGUUCCCUGCCCUACAGUUGGCCAAUUUUGGCAUCGGUGGAUACUUCAAGCCACAUUACGACUAUUUUACAGAGCGCCUAAGAACACUCGAUGCCAACAACACCCUGGGAGAUCGAUUGGGAAGCCUAUUAUUUUAUGCUGGAGAAGUAUCACAAGGUGGGCAAACCGUCUUUCCCGAAGUUGAGGUGGCUGUGGAGCCCAAAAAAGGCAACGCUCUCUUUUGGUUCAACGAUUUCGACGAUUCUUCGCCGGAUCCGCGAUCCUUGCAUUCCGUGUGCCCUGUUAUAAUCGGUUCCAGAUGGACGAUUACCAAGUGGCUGCACCACGACCCCCAAGUAUUUGUAAAACCCUGCAGUCCGAGGAUUUUGAAGAGAAGCUCUUAGGGAGUAAAAUAUUCUUCAUCUUAAAAUAAAUGCUUGCAAAGGUGAACUAAUCAGUUAGUCAUGCUCUGCUGCUCUAAAGAAU
Drosophila ficusphila is the source of this 1663-nucleotide messenger RNA. Its product is annotated as prolyl 4-hydroxylase subunit alpha-1. The transcript is spliced from 6 exons. The coding region runs from base 1 to 1581 and encodes 526 amino acids. Lineage: Eukaryota; Metazoa; Arthropoda; Insecta; Diptera; Drosophilidae. Gene Ontology annotation, molecular function: iron ion binding; protein binding; L-ascorbic acid binding. Gene Ontology annotation, cellular component: endoplasmic reticulum. The record is from RefSeq and is a predicted model, not a curated record. Gene Ontology annotation, biological process: peptidyl-proline hydroxylation to 4-hydroxy-L-proline.